Acanthoscelides obtectus is the source of this 310-nucleotide messenger RNA. The record is from the annotation of a GenBank genome assembly. NCBI's taxonomy places the organism in Eukaryota, Metazoa, Arthropoda, Insecta, Coleoptera, Chrysomelidae.
CGUCGAUUUACUGUUAUGAACCAGAAAGCCACCCGUUCUCGAACUUCGAAAAAUCAACUCAGGAAGAAGAAUCAUCCUCCACCAAGACGAUGCAAGCUCGCACACAGCCCAAAAAACAAGGCAGUAUUUAACGCAAGAAAACGAGGAAUUAUUGGACCAUCCUCCAUCUAGUUCCGAUCUAAGUCCUAACGAUUUCUUUACUUUCCCGAAAAUUAAAAACAGACUGCGUAGUCAAAGGUUCCAGUUACUAGAAGAAGCGGUUGACGCAUUUAAAAAUGCCGUUUUGGAUCUGCCAACAAACGAGUGGAAU